Dicrocoelium dendriticum is the source of this 2951-nucleotide messenger RNA. The record is from the annotation of a GenBank genome assembly. Lineage: Eukaryota; Metazoa; Platyhelminthes; Trematoda; Plagiorchiida; Dicrocoeliidae.
CUCGAUCAUCCUCUCAGGUUACCGGAUGGUUGGUGCGUUUCCAGUGUUUAAGCUGGGCGGUUUGGCCUUGAAACAGAUCAGCAAGCCACUUGUCCAUUUCCUCAAGCAGCGGGCCAAAUCUAAUGUGUAUUUCAGGAGUUACAUAUGUCUGCCACCAGCCCAGCUUUAUCAUUUGUGGGAGACACGACUGAAGCUUCGGUUACUUGGGUUGUCGAAACCUAAGGAGGUGGCUAAAUUGAGUGAGGAUGCGGCAGCUGAUCUCGGUGCUGAAAUGCUUGGGGAGUUGCUGAUGUUCAUGGUUGGUGCUGGAAUUUUGCUGUUGGAAUACCGUCGACAAUCCCGUAAGGAGUCAGCAAAGGAAGACAACCUUCACCGGAAGUUCGAUGAGCUGUUCAGCCAGAUUAAUGAGCUGGCGACUCUUAUAGAGAUACACGAGGCGAGAUUGAGAGAACACGCGAAAGCAAUUGCAAAACUCGCUGAUGACGAACUAUAAUCCAAAUCUCUACCGUUGUACAGCGAUGGUAUCUCCCAUUGUAGCUUUUUAAUAAAACCCUUUUGAUGAUGCUUUGUCCUUCUUCUGGCUUGCGGUCGCACUAUUUUAACUUGCUUCUUUUACAGGCUGUACUUCCGCCAUAUCACAUACUUAGUGUUGACUUCGGAAGCACGCAUGCAUGCGGACGCUUGUACUCUCAUGAUUUUACUGUCCUUGGAUCCAGCUCCUGUCCAGUCGAUCGCAUACAAGGAGAGGAUGGCUGUUACGAACUGGACCCAGAUUGCGUUUGGAAAUGCUUCUGCCAACUUGUAACCCAAGUCCUUUCAAAUGCGAAUAUGCCCCCGGAUAGAGUGAAUUGUCUUGGUAUCUCCGUACAACGGAACAGCCUGCUCAUCUGGGACAGAAAAACGUCCGCACCAUACUGUAAUAUUGUCACUUGGCAAGAUCUGAGCUCUGCUGGUCUAGCAGAACGAUUGAAUAAAUCCGUUACUUUUCGGAGCCUGAGGGCUGCCGGACGCGUUUUACAUUGGAUGACUCGGCUACCACGGUUCAAAGCUAUGGCAGCUUAUCGCUUCAAGACGACCUUCGCUUGUACACGUUUGAAGAAGCUCCUUGACGAUCGACCCAUGUUGUUAUCCGCAUGUCGAAAUAACUUGGCCUGCUACGGAUGUCUGGAAACAUGGCUGCUGUGGAAGCUGACUGACGGCAAAGCGUUUUGUACGGAUGUUAGUUGUGCCAGUGCUUCAGGCAUGUAUGAUCCAUUUACGCGUAAAUGGAGUUACAUCAUAUCAACCAGCUUGGGAAUUCCCCAAGAAAUUUUGCCAAAUGUCCAUCCAUCUAGCCACGUAUAUGGUUACAUCACCAAUGGACCUCUCAAGACCUCCCCACCGGCUCCUCCAGUUCCCGUGACUGCUCUGAUUGGAGACGCCCAAGCUGCCACUUUGGCAGAACAUUGCCUCGAGCCAGGACAAGCUAAGCUAACUCUGGGGACGGGCAGUUUUCUUAAUGUGAACACCGGACAUCAGGCACGUGCUUUUGCUGGUGGAUUCUACCCUGUAAUUGGCUGGGACACCGGUUGUUCUUCUGUCGAUGAUUCUCCCUCCGAACUGCACUGUACCCAAUUGAAAUUUUCGAGACGUUCCUCUUGUCCGACUUACUUAUUGGAGAACUCGCAUCAAAACACAGGCACAGUCAUUGAAUGGUUACGUUCUGAGGGUUUAUUUCACACGUACUCGGAGUUAGCUGAGAUGCUUCAACGCGGCGAUCAGCUGGGAUUGGACGAGCGUAUAGCAGCAGGUGGUGUGUAUUACAUAACCGCACCGCCCGUUUUGGUUCACUCGCUCAAAAUGAGCUUACUACGAGAGGAACGUUCAAGCCGGAGCAAACUUAUCGGUCCAGGUGGAUUUCUAGUGGGAAUGAAGCGAAUUUCAUCGGAAAUCGACCGUUUGGUUGUCGUUCGCGUUGCACUCGAAUCCAUCGCAUUCACUGUCCGCCAGCUGCUCGAUCAGUGUCCUACUGAGGCAGCGAAUCUGCUCUCGCCCGAACUACGUGUAAAUGGGAAUGUCGCCCUCUCAGAUUGGCUGCUGCAGUGUAUUGCUGAUGUAACUGGAAUCUUGAUUCGGAGAAGCGAGUUCGAAGAAUCCAGUUGCUUGGGGGCUGCUAUCGCAGCUGGCGUUGGAGUUGGUAUCUGGACAUCUUAUUCCACUGCACUUAAGGCUCUCUAUCAAACAGCCUCAAAGCGUCUAACAGAAACCUAUGCUGACCGCACCCUGCCUGUCAUCAGCCGCAAUCUGGCCACGGAAUUCUCACCCAAUACACUAAGAGUCCAACAAGUACAAGCAAGAUAUCGCAUGUGGUGUCGAGUGCGCAACACUUAUAUCAAGAAGUUGCAACAGAGCUUUCAGUGACUGAACAGUCUGUUCAUUCGACCUCGUGAAUUGUCUCAGGUACCCCUGUCGCCUUUCAUGAAGAUCCAGUCUUUUUCCCUUAAGUGCUUUCGCGUAUUGCCCAGCCGACUCAUGGAGCUAAAUUCCCGCCUCACACCAAGCGAAGGCUUGCUUCCUUUUGUGUCAAUGUAAUUGGUUUUUCUUAACGAGCUUCUCUUCUUGACUGCUUGUUUUCAAUGUGCAUCUUUCUACCGAAACGUUAUUUUCUUGAAUCGUCUUGACAUCGACUUAUCUCUAUGGCAACAAUCUCUUCUCCUUAACCUUACGUUUUAUGACAUUUGAACUAUUUUGUUACCACUGGUGUCUUUCUUAUGCACUUCAUUCCAUGUCUACUGAUCACCGAGUGAAGUUCCGUUUCCCACUGCUUUGCACGUGUUUUGGAAGCUGUACAGUACGACUAUUCGACAUUAAAAUUUCCUCCUUGGAUUUAAUGUGUAGUAUUAAACGUGGCUCACCUUGCUAAUUUUUUAGAUACUCCCUCCUGCUCAAUUACGUCAACUUCUAUUACUAGC